Messenger RNA from Fimicolochytrium jonesii, 1284 nucleotides. RefSeq lists its product as uncharacterized. Bases 1 to 1284 code for a protein of 427 amino acids. The record is from RefSeq and is a predicted model, not a curated record. Lineage: Eukaryota; Fungi; Chytridiomycota; Chytridiomycetes; Spizellomycetales; Powellomycetaceae. The transcript has 5 exons.
AUGCCAACACAGUUCUCGCUCAAAGAAGCAAAGCAAAGGAGAAAGGCCCACAGACCAGAAGGUGUCCAGCGCUCUCCCCGGAAAAGCACCCCGAUCGCCGCAGAGAGCGAGGACUCCUUCGAUGACCUACCCGACCCAUCAAACGCUCCACAUAAGAGUGCGAGCGGCCGGGGAGACAAACGCAUGAAGUCCGACGCCACCUAUCGCCAAGUGACAGGGUUCUUUGGCUUAGUUGAGGGCACACUCGGCAAAGUCUUCGGAAUAGUGAGGGGAAUCUUGGGACCUGUGUUCUCCGUUGCGCUGCAAGUGGCAUUGGGGACGCUCAGUGCGUUUGUGCCAUAUAUCAUCGCCGCUGCCGUCGUCGGGCAUGGAGGUGCCUAUCUAUCCCCAAAGUUGUGUGCUACGCUUGCUGCUGAGGAACAGCAGAACCUACAAGAUACCGUGGAGUUGAUCACAAAAUCUACUUACGAGACGGUGGACCAAGGGCAACAGCUGGUCAUCCGAACCCACGGCCUGCCCGAGCCCAAAUCCCUCGCGUUGCGGUCCACCAACCUGCAUAGCCUCCAAUGGGCCGUCCUCUACCACACAAACUUCACCGACCGAGUCAAAGUCGCCGACGGACUCCGCGCAGCUUCACACGCCCUCGAAGGCACCGUCGACGCCCUCAUCGAGCUCAAAGGUGACGCCGAAUACGCGCUUCGGGAUAUGGUCGACCAGUUUGAGAGAAUUGAACGCGCCUUGGACGCUACUCUCCUUGGCCGGAAGUCGCUGAAAGAUCUGGAAGAUACGUUCGACGAUUCGUUGAAGAGUACGGACGAUAUGUUGGGCCGGUUACAGGUCGAUGCGGUCAACACCAGCCAGCUGGCGAAGAAGACAAAGUCCGAGGUUGAGCAAGUGAGGAGGGUCCUUUCCAUACAGAAGCGGGAUGUAGACCAACAGAGUGAAAAGAUCGCACCGCCGAUACUGGAUCUAUUCUGCGCCGAUUGCUUGAGCAAGGCUCAGAAGAGGCAGUUGAAGCAGGAUUUGGUCGUUUAUGAUGAAUGCAAUUCGGAGAUGAAAGGCCUGACCCAAGAUCUAGCUGGCCUGGGCGUCGAACUUGGCCAAUUCCGGCACAACGUCAAACUAGUCCGAAGCUCCUGGCGUCGAGUUGGCUACGUCCGCGGCGACGUGAAGGACCAAAUCGAGACACUAAGAGGCAAAGUCGAGCAACUGAAAGCCAUGAUGGAAGGCCGGAAAGCAGCUGAAGCCCUCAAGAUCGAGAUUGUGAAGAAGGUGCAGGUGUAG